Messenger RNA from Ectocarpus sp. CCAP 1310/34, 2953 nucleotides. NCBI's taxonomy places the organism in Eukaryota, Phaeophyceae, Ectocarpales, Ectocarpaceae. The record is from the annotation of a GenBank genome assembly.
UGGAACCCCCAUCCAGUUUGAAGAGCAGCAGGGUACCAGAUAAUUUUCGCGCCGCUCUUCUGUACCCCUCACCAGCUCUAUUCUCUCAACCUGCAAUAACGCGCAGAUCGUUCCAUCGUUCCCUCCGUUCCUGGUCAUAGGGCCGUUUUAUACUAGUCUACAGUAGUAGUACCUCACCUCACGUCCCCCCCUUCUACACAUAAACUUCCACCCGUCUCGUCACUUCCAAGCCCUGUGUUUCCAAGCACUUGUCGCCUUUCACCCCCCACAUCUCCAAUCUCUCUUAUUGCCCAACGGUACAACCGCAAACCUCUCCCACGACAACACCCUCACAGCCAGUCAAGCGGGCAGCGGUCAGCGAACAUGGGAAACGUCUCGUCUAGAUCUCCGGCAAUGGUUUACAAGGACGGCAAUAUCUGGAACAGCACUUUUGACGAAGCUGGGAACAGCUGCUGGGUGAACAGCGCCACCGGCGAGAGAGCCUACCACUUCAUCGGCGGCAAGGCCGUGAGGGGCCCGUCAAGCGCCGCCAGUUCGCCCCACACCAUGCAGAGUCCCGGGCGCGUCUCCCGGCGCCCCUCAGAUACCACAUCGCCCUACGCUAUGCAUAGCCCCGGGCACGCCGCGCCCUGGACCGCAGGCGUCCCCGCGAUGCACAGCCCGGGAGGCUACGUUGCUCCCCCCAUGCAUCACAGCCCUUCCCCGGCGGGCUUCGCUGCGCACGCAAUGCACAGCUCGGCGCCAGCGGAUUUAGCUUGUCCCACGACGAACCACCCUGUGCCUGGCCAAGCUGCCGCGACCAUGGUCCCCUACUCCUACUACCAUCAGCCGGGCUACGGGGGGGUUGUUGCCGCCGGCGACCCGACUCCUACUGCCGCUGGCGAAGCAAUCGGGUAUCCCUCGAGCAAGCACUAUGUCAGGCCUCGCUCAAAGGCGUCGUGGAUGUGGACCCAGCCGUAGUGGCGAGCCCGUUUCUUCCUGACAUAAAAAAGUAGACCCACGCUUCAAGAUUGUUUCUGUCUGGUGUUUGUGGUACUGUGGUCGAGUGUACGGCGGUUGUGACGGUUUCAACCUGUUGUUGUUGUGGGUCAAGGGGAUACCAUUCUCCCAUCUGAUAUUCCGUUGUGUUAAAAGUAGAACUUCGGUGACACAUCGGCAAGCAGGCGUGACAUUUUCAUUUAGUUUAUUUACCAAAGCUACAGAUCGCCUAUGCUACGGCCGGGGUACACAACAAGGAUGUCCCCGUAUGUGUAAUAGGUGAGCGAGGGGUGUGCACGGCGUAUGAGAGACGCUGACAAGCACUCCAAAAUCGGUAGCACUAAACUCCGCACAUACAAUACGCGGGUUUCGGCUGCUUCGAUGUGACCAAACAAUGCGUCUCUGGUCUUCGGUCAUCCUAUUACUGGGUUUUUGUAAAAAAUGGUGUUGGGGUUACAUUAUCAAAGCGAACACAUUGAAUGUUUUGUAGAGAGGUUGGACUCUUUCGCCUUCUGCCGUAAAAGCUGUCGGUUGAUCCUUGUUUCAAUGAUCCUUGAGGUGCCUAUGACUAGAUCGAGCGUGGUGAGCACCGUGAAUGCCUCGUGCGUACGAAUACAUACGUGCAUGUAUGAGAGCAUUUUUUUUAAGGGCGGCACAGGUCUUCCUGGCAAUAAUGCCGUGCUCGUCGCGGGUCACAGGCACCAGAAGUCGAAGGCCGUUGUUUUUCAAGGCUCCGAGGGCUGGUUGUAGCUUCCGUGGGAGAACAUGUAAAUAAUGUAAAGUUUAGUGUCGACAGUUCGCGAUACGAGGUACUUAAGCUGCCCAGCGGCAGACGUGUGCAUUUUUUUUUGCAGAUGGUAAUGACGCUGGUUUCAUGUCACGGGAGGGAGCACAACUCCCACCGAGGCAUGGUUAGCUAUAUUGAGCGAGAUACGCGAUGACCCACAGCUGGGUUGACGAGGCUGGAUGCAUCGGUUUGUUGUUGGUACAGGUUGAUCUUUCUGGUACAGGUGGAGUGAGUCGUUGCCCCCCCCCCCAAACCAGCAGCCGAUCUUCGCACAAGGCAGAAUGGACGUAUUGAGAGGGGACAGACAACUUAUCUAUUUGUUUGUUUUGGUGCACCUGAUGCUCAGCAAUGUGAGACGUUGCGUGCAUUCAAGUUCAUCAGGCAGGUGCAAGGAGUUUGAAGAUUAUUGAUGGAAGCGAGAAUUUUCAUGUGAAUUGAAAAAUAUAUACUUCGGGAUGCAGUCCAUGGGGACGACGUAGUGGAGAGAUGCGAAAGACGACAGAGAGGAGGGAAACCUCGCAGCAUGCUAAAUGAUAGGGUACGUAUGUGGCCAAACGGGUUUAUGGUGUCCACCGACCACUACACGAUGAGUAAAUCGUGGUUAGUGUGUGACCUGGCCUGAGUCCGAUGUUGGUGAAGCAAUGUAGGGGAUGGAAUGCAGAGUUUUGGUUGCAGGGUGUGGGGUGACCGUGCUGAACGGAUGUCGAAGGCUGCAGAUAUGCGAGGGCGGUCGAGAGGUGGGGUGGGAACACGGUGUUCUCCAAAAGGCGGACGAGAAGAGAAAAGUGGACGAGAAAUUUGUUCGAGUAGUUGAAGCUGGUUGACGGAAUCGCUCAUUGACUCGGGCUAAGUGAGGGAAAUCCUUACGUGCACUUCGAGCCCUGCCGUCGAUAGUAAUACGGACUUGAUCGAGACUGACUGCGAAGAGCACCGGAUGAGUUUUUGCGUGUGUUACUGCCUUGUGACGGGCCACGGAACGACAGGCCGUAACGACGAGGUAUCAUAUGGAGAAGCUUGACCAUCCAUUAGACUACACGUCAUGUAUUUUCUGACCAUCCUCUCUGUAUGAGAAUUUUUCUGUCCAUCUAUCUAUCUUGUAGAACAGCGUGCGUGGCGCUUGGUCUGAGCAAUUAUAUGACCAGUUAAACAAAACAAAUGCUGGAAGUACCCCUCUGCCCAUGAUGUGCA